Messenger RNA from Thelazia callipaeda (thelaziosis nematode), 362 nucleotides. NCBI's taxonomy places the organism in Eukaryota, Metazoa, Nematoda, Chromadorea, Rhabditida, Thelaziidae. The record is from the annotation of a GenBank genome assembly.
CGAAUCGCUCCAUUAGUGAGGAAUAAGCAAGUGAGGGUGCUAUCACUUAUCAACUGCAUUUUGACAAUGAUCAACAUGAUUUUUUUCCUUGCUCUUCUGGCACUCAGUUGCUGGCUUGUUGCACUUAAAAUGAAGGCAUAUUUUGAGCUUCGCCAAGCUGAUAUGCCUUGUUUGUACCAAUUUAAGCCAUGGUCCGAGUGUUCUGCAACUUGUUGGGCUGAAAAUGAAUCGAUGCCACUUAUGAAACGUGAAAUUGACGAAACAAAAUUAGUAUUAGCACGUGGAAAGAGCUUUGCAAAAUGUCCACCAAACAUUAAAAAGGGUUUAGUACAACGAGCUCCAUGUAAUUUGCAGAAGUAAUA